This is a messenger RNA of Mangifera indica (mango), 2322 nucleotides long. Its product is annotated as HIPL1 protein-like. The transcript has 7 exons. Lineage: Eukaryota; Viridiplantae; Streptophyta; Magnoliopsida; Sapindales; Anacardiaceae. Bases 145 to 2208 code for a protein of 687 amino acids. The record is from RefSeq and is a predicted model, not a curated record.
AUGUAACGUAGUGCAUCAGAUUCUGUAGGCUAUUUUUAGGUCCUUUUGAAGUGAAAUUGAGAGUUAAAAGCAUUAAAUUAAGUUCUGAUUGUUAAUUUUGUUUAGAAAUGUUGUUGCUACCUUCUUGUUAGUUGUUGCAGAAAAAUGGCUGCUUGUCUUUCUAUUUUCCUUUUGUUUUUCCACUUACUAAUGUCUUUGAACUUCACAUCAUCACUUCGUUUGUGCAUUGACUUGAGAGAACCAUUUACCCCAAACAAACCUCUAACCUUUUGUUCUCAUUACAAUAGAACCGGUUGUUGUGACGCGGCCAAAGAUUUGCAAUUGCAUAAACAAUUUCAUGCAAUGCAUAUCUCUGAUCCUGUCUGUGCUUCUCUUAUGAAGUCAAUCCUCUGUGCGGCUUGUGAUCCUUUCUCAGCAGAAUUGUUUAAGGUUGGAUCAUUAUCAGAGACUCAAGCGGUUCCUGUUCUUUGCAACUCCACUAAAUCUGGCAAACGACUUUUGUCAAACAAGGAAGCGAGUAGCUUUUGUUCUGUAGUCUGGGAUGCAUGCCAAAAUGUAUCCAUAUUAAAUCCCCCCUUUGCUUCACCGCUGCAAAGCUCUUCUAUAAAAUUAAGUGAGCUCUGGCAUUCUGAAAGUGCUUUCUGUAACACAUAUGGUGGUUCUCCUGAUGACGGAUCAGUUUGUUUUGAUGGUGAAAAAACUGAACUUGAAAAGAAUGAAACUCCGUUUCCCCACAAGUGCUUGUGCCUUGAAAAAAUUGGCAACGGAUCAUACCUUAACAUGGCUGCUCAUCCUGAUGGGUCCGACCGUGCCUUCUUCGCUAGUCAAGCAGGCAAAAUUUGGUUAGCCAAUAUUCCUGAACAAGGCUUGGGCGGAAUUCUAGAACUUGAUGAGUCUAGUCCCUUCAUAGAUUUGACAGAAGAAGUUUAUUUUGUUAAUAGCUUUGGGAUGAUGGGAAUGGCUUUUCAUCCCAACUUUGCUCAGAAUGGCCGCUUCUUUGCAUCAUUCACUUGUGAUAAGGUCAAGACACCAGGAUGUUAUGGAAGAUGUUCUUGCAAUUCGGAUGUCAGCUGUGAUCCAUCAAAGUUAGGCUCUUCAGAUUCUACUCAAUCAUGCCGGUAUCACAAAGUCAUUGCAGAGUUCACUGCUAAUGGGACUGCUUCGGAACUUUCCUUGGCAACAAGAGCCAAUCCAUCAGAAGUCAGAAGGAUAUUUACAUUAGGCCUCCCUGUUGCAUUCAACAAUGGAGGCCAAAUUCUAUUUGGACCAGAAGAUGGGUAUCUAUAUGUGAUGUUGGGAGAUGGUGGAAUCAGAGGCGAUCCCUUUAGUUUCUCCCAGAACAAAAAAUCUUUACUCGGGAAGAUUUUGAGGCUUGACGUUGAUAACAUACCCAGUAAAGCAGAUAUAGCUGGUCUAUGGGGAAACUAUUCAGUCCCUCGAGAUAAUCCUUUUUCUGAAGAUAAGGAAUCACGGCCUGAAAUUUGGGCUGUAGGCCUGAGAAAUCCUUGGCGUUGUAGCUUUGAUUCACAAAGGCCACUUUAUUUCACCUGUGCGGACGCUGGACAGGAUGAAUACGAAGAGGUGGAUAUUAUCACCAAGGGUGGUAACUAUGGGUGGCAUGUUUAUGAAGGCCCCAUUCUCUUUAACACUUCUGCACGAAUCAACAAUUCUGCCAACUCCAUGAAUCUAAUCUUCCCUGUACUUGGAUACAAACACUCUGAUCUAAAAAACAGUAUAUCUGCCUGCAUUUGUGGUGGGUAUUUCUAUAGAUCCAUGACUGAUCCAUGCUUGUAUGGCAGUUACUUGUAUGGAGAUUUGUAUGGCAGUUCCUUUUGGGCAGCUACCGAAAACCCGCCAAAUAGUGGGAACUUCACAACUAGUGUAGUUCCUUUCAGUUGUGCUCAUGACUCUCCAAUACAGUGCAAUUCUUUAGCAGAAAGUUCUCAGCCAGAUUUAGGCUACAUUUACUCAUUUGGAGAGGAUAAUAAGAAAGAUAUAUAUAUCCUGGCCAGUAGUGGUGUAUACAGAGUGGUUCGAUCAAGUCGCUGCAAUUUUUCUUGUCCCAAGGAAGCUACGACCAUCAUUUCUACCCAAAUUUCUUCAUCAUCUUGCUACAGAAACCAGGUGGCCUACACACAUAAGAAGUUGAUGCUCUUUUUCUCUUCAUUGUUACUUUCCCUGGAAGUUACACUAAACGGAGGUCUGUAAUAUAUCUUUUCUAGAUUUUCUUUCUUAAAUCGUUGAAUGCUGGCAAGAUUUUAUGAAAGAAGUCAUUGGCAAUGAUAACUUAUAAGUGUAUAAUUAGAACAUAUAUCCCUUAAA